CUGUAAACAGAGCUGACUAGCACAAUAUCUACACAUGCUAUAAUCUGUCUGACUCAGACAGGCAUCCCAUACAGCAGAGAUACAUAUUCAUUUACACAUUCCUAUAGGCCUGCAGUGGUGUAAACACAGACAGACAGACAGACAGACAGACACACACACACACACACACACAGCGACAGGUGCUCUCCUGGGAAAGAGCAGGAGCUCAACUAGCAGGUACAGUAUAUCUUCCUGAGUUGUUUUCCACACACUGCAGCUUCCUCUAUAAAGCAGAUGUUUUUCUCCCAGUCUGUUAGUCUCUGUAUUUGUCAUGUUGAAACCAGACCACUGGGACCAGGGCUGCCGAUCCAAUCAGUGGAACAGAAGAGGUGGAUGUUAGCUAACACAUACUGUUGUCGCAGCUGAACACGGACACGAUCAAAACAAAAGGCCAUCGUCACACAUCACCUUUGUCGUACAUGAAAGCCAACGGUGCGUGCCUGGUCUCCAUGGUAACGAGGUGUGCCAGAGCGAGACAGAGAGAAUCAAAGCGAGACAGAGCUGCUCUACUCUUUCAUCUCGGGGCCUUUGUGACAUCAGCAUCAGACAGGCCACUUUCCUAAUUGUGUGUGUGUGUGUGUUCCUGUGCGUGUCCUCGGUGCAGAUGUGGAUGAGUGUGUGGAGGGCCAGCAGCAACAGCUGCCAGCAGACCUGCGUCAACACCUUGGGCUCGUUCCGCUGCUCUUGCCCCUACGGACACACCCUGGCCGGGGACGGAAGGGCCUGUGUGGCUGAGUGUCCAGCAGGCUACAGGAAACAACCCUUAACCCCGAUACCCGGAGGAAACCUGGCCAGAAGGGAGUGUGUAGACAUCAAUGAAUGUGAGGAGCCAGAGGUCAGUGUACCUGGACACCGGUGUCAGUGGAAGUGUGUGAACCUGCCUGGCUCCCACCGCUGUAUCUGUCCCAGAGGCUACAAACUGUCCUCAGACAGACACCACUGCAGAGAUAUCAACGAGUGCAGCCGUAAGAAUGGUGGCUGCUCUCACCUGUGCCUGAACCAUAAAGGAAGUUACCAGUGUUCCUGUCCUGCCUCUCACCGCCUCUCCCCCUACAGUAGGAAGAAGUGUCAGCCAAGGAAAGAACUGCAGAGUAAUGUGUAGCAGAGAUAGUGUGGAGAUCAUUUAAAUAGAAAUGUCAUUUAUUCCAUUGCUUCUACCAUCCCUCUGUUCAGCCCUUGAACAAUGACUUCUACAAUUGAAUUUACAUUUUGUCAGGCCUCAGAUGUAUUUUUGUCAAAUCAUUACUGAGAACAGUAUAAAAACUAUUAAAAUAUUAUUGUCACAUCCAGAACAUAUCUGUAACAUUGAUAGAGGCUUGGACUGCAUAUUACAGACAUAUAGCUGAAGAGAAACCAGAAGAACACGUUAUUAGUUUAGGGAUUUAAUUGAUGGCAUUUAAAUAUAUUUCCCUCAAAUGAUUACAUGUUGUUUUACAAGGUAGUGUGAAUGAAUGAGUGAAAACAUAAUGAAAACAUGGUGGUAGACACUGUGAUAAUUGAUUAGUAGAAUUGAUCCCCUCGAUGUUCUCAACUGCAGACGUAUAACAUGGUCAUGUCCAUAGGAAUAUCAAAUGUCAUUUUUUGGAUUAAAAGUGACAGUAUUAAUUGUACUUUAGUCUGUUAUAUAAAACAGUCGUAGUACUUUGUUAAAAAUACAUUAUUUCUAUGUAUCCACUAUAUUUAUAGUCUCUUUUUAAAUAUAUAAAAUAAAGUUAGACACAAAAACAGAACUGUUUCAGCCUCAGGCGUCCUUCACUGCAGAACAGAUUCUCCCUUCCCUUAUGGUCUCAACUGGACGCCUGCUGGGAUGCUAAUGUCUAACACACAGUGUUGUACUGAAUGACUAUGGCGAAAAGGCUGAAAUAUGGCAUGAACCACUGCAGAACAGAUUCUCCCUUCCCUUAUGGUCUCAACUGGACGCCUGCUGGGAUGCUAAUGUCUAACACACAGUGUUGUACUGAAUGACUAUGGCGAAAAGGCUGAAAUAUGGCAUGAACCACUGCAGAACAGA
This is a messenger RNA of Oncorhynchus masou masou (cherry salmon), 2050 nucleotides long. Its product is annotated as fibulin-1-like. The transcript is spliced from 3 exons. Lineage: Eukaryota; Metazoa; Chordata; Actinopteri; Salmoniformes; Salmonidae. Bases 644 to 1141 code for a protein of 165 amino acids. Gene Ontology annotation, molecular function: calcium ion binding. The record is from RefSeq and is a predicted model, not a curated record.